AUACAGAAAACAAUCCUCAUUCAUUAUUGUAACAACAAAUCUAUAUAUCUAUUUCUCAAAUGGCCUGGGAUUCGAAAUCUAGCACCCUUCCCCAAAAUAAUAACUCUAGACUCAAACAAUCUCAAUCUCAAUCUCAAUCUCAAUCUCAAUCUCAAAAUGGCGACGCUACAUUAGAAUCAAGUAGGCUGCCGAAAUCUACCCAUGUUGCAGACCCUGUUCUUCAGCCGUUUUUAAAUCCGUCUUUUGAUCCCGCAGAUUAUCUCAAUUCAGCUUUGCCCUCUCUACAGCCUUCGAAUACAUCGUCAUCUUCUAAAGGCAGCGUACCUUUGGCUGAACUAUCCACACAAACACAAACUCUUCUCUCUCAUCUCAGCGCCCACACCACAAGACUUACGACUACUCUUACACAACUCACUGAUGAAAUAUUGCGAAGCGGAAGCCGAUUGGCUUAUGAGGUGGAAGUACUACGAGGAGAGACACUGGGACUAUCAGAAGCAUUGACCGAGGGACUACAUGAUGAUGUCACAAAAUUUGUUCCGGGUGGACUUGAGAAUGAUCUGGCAAAAAGAUCAAUGGGAUCGGGAGACGCACAUGGCACCUCCAGGACGCGAUCUGCCACAAUCACCAUACCGAAAACACCUACUUUAAAAGACACCAAUAGCGCCAAGAUUAUCGACCCCCCUUUUGUAACCCAAUUACGAACUCUUACACUCGUGCGAUCACGAUUAGAUACUGUUAUAAAGACUUUUGGGGAUGCAAUGGCAUGGACUUUCCCGCCGUCAGAAGUGUCGGUCACUUCAUCCUUUCUUUCUGUUUCCGCUCCCGAGCCAGGGUCAGAAGCACACAGCACUGAAGAGAAAGGGCAAGAGGUUUCAAAGAGAAUACGUGAUGAAAUUGCAGAUUUAUUGAUUGGAGAUGAUCCAGUUGACGGUAUUGAGGCAGCAGCUAAAAGAGUACAGGAGUUGAAGGAAUUGGCGCUUGUAUGGAGAGGCACAGCAGAAGAACGGGCAAGGGGUAAAUUUGUUGAAAGUCUUGCAAAGAUGGUCGAAGACAGACAUCGAGAUCUGCUGAAAAAUGCUGAACAGGAUGGCCGGUUGACUCAAAGAGUAGAGGCUGUGCAUGACCAAGAGACUUCAGUCUCUAGUAAUGGCGAUAAUAGGGCACAAAGUGGAUACGGAUUUAUCAAUCAAUUGCAACGGCUAAGAGGCUCUUAAUAGAGUUAUUCCUCGAUUUUAAUACCCAAAUAUUUGCUUAUUCUCCCUUUUCCAUGCCCCUCAAACCAUUAUCGAUUAUUGAAGCAAAGUCUUUGAGUUUUGAUGAGCUAACAGAAUAGGCUGGAGCCUUGAAUGAACCCGAGAUUGGUGGUCUCAUCAUUUGCUAAAUAUUCGAUAUACAAUUAGGUCCAAUGUACCAAAUGCAGAUGCUCGGAUGCAGCUAGUUGCUUUUCCGAAAGAAGCAUUUGCGUUACCCCUUGCUUGAUGUCAUUCCAGCCAGGUAGCUUGCAAAAUUUACAAUCUUCACAAAUUCUAUCCAUUCUUGGAAAAUACUCCUUUGCCAGUAGCUUUGUUAUUUACUAUUUACAAUUAACGCUCCACACUUCCAUGGACCUUGAACACUUCAUAUCAUUUGAUGUGAAUGCACCAAUGAGC
Molecule: messenger RNA, 1649 nt
Organism: Sclerotinia trifoliorum
Lineage: Eukaryota; Fungi; Ascomycota; Leotiomycetes; Helotiales; Sclerotiniaceae
Source: the annotation of a GenBank genome assembly